AUGUUAUCUUCCUCUUCAUCAGAGGUCGUCAGUGCAAAGCAGGCGAUAAAGGAUGAUCAAUGGGAUGACUGCUCUGCUGCAUUCAUUGGUCUUGGAGUCUAUAGCUACUACACUGGCAUGAACAACCUUCGCAAACAAGAGAAGGCUAUCAUGCAGGGCCCGACCAAGUACAAGAUGGGAUCACGUCGCUUGGGUAUUGCCUCAAUAUCGGCGAGUCUGAUUGGACUGGGACUCUGGAGGGCGUUUAAUUAG
Messenger RNA from Penicillium oxalicum, 252 nucleotides. RefSeq lists its product as uncharacterized. The transcript is spliced from 2 exons. The record is from RefSeq and is a predicted model, not a curated record. NCBI's taxonomy places the organism in Eukaryota, Fungi, Ascomycota, Eurotiomycetes, Eurotiales, Aspergillaceae. Bases 1 to 252 code for a protein of 83 amino acids.